GUUUGUGUCUAUUUGUUUCAUUCGUCAUUGAUGGAAGGACCAUUUAGUCUCGACGAUAACGAUAGGGUGGAUACAUUCAUUCAUUUGGCGAAAACCCCUAUUACAAAUAUUACAAAACGUAGAAAUAGUUUGAAAGAAGAACUUCCUGAAAGGCAUGUGAACGAGAUUUGAAGUGCGAUUUGUCAAUAAACAGCAAACAAUGACGAUAUCCGAUGCCUGACGCUGAGUAAACAAUCAAACAUAGAUGCGCUUUCUACCUUGUGCAAGACUAAAAGUUGCCAAGAUGAAGUCCAUGCUCAUAAUCCCAUCUGUGUUGAUUCUCUUGAUUCAACACUCAACCGCUGCCAUUGUUCAAAACUGCACUUCAAACGUCUGUGACCUCCAAACAUGCAGAAAUACGUCAUCUACAUGCACUCAGUAUUGCUAUUCAAGGAACUGUAAGAUGUCAUGCAGCUCGAGCGCUGGUUGUGAAUCAAACUGUGUGAAUGGUGGUUGCUCAAAGUUAAGUUGCCAGCAACCUACCCUUGAUUCCAGAACAUCGCAAUGCAUGCAAAAAUGCAAAGAAGACUGCCCUGAUAUGAGCUGCUUGGCUAAUGCGUGCCAUCUCAGGUGUCAGAAAAAGAACUGUAAGAUGACCUGUGAGGGAAAAGGUAUACAAAGUCAAUGCUACCCCAGAUGCUUUGGAGGUGGUUGUGAAAUCAAUGUGAAAUCAUUCUAUGCCGAAAUAAAUUGCGACGAAGGCUUCUGCAAAGUCAAAUGUGGCAAAGCUACUUCAAAUGCUGGUGUCAUUUGUGGAAAAGGGAGCUGCUCUCUGACAUGUACAAAAGGGAACACAUGUAGUUUUCAAGGUCGCUGUCCCAAUUGCACUGGCCCAAUCUAUGUUGAUGAUCCGUUCCAAAGUAGAUCAGCUCCAGGGAACAGAGCUUUAAGUUUUCUCAGCCUCAUUUCCUUUUGUGCUCUAAGGUCUCUUAUUUUGUAAUUCAGUUUCCAAUGUGUAACUUCGUAUACCCACUACAAAAAUUAUUUCCCUUGUUUUUCAUUUAGUUUCAUUUAUCAACAAAUAAAAGAGGAGAAAAACAGGAUCUUUGAGUGAAAGUAGCUCAGUGGAAGUCUUUGCCAGGCCAAGUUCAAGACACGAAAUUGAUCUAAUGCAUUUCUAGCUUGAUGAUUCCAGAAAGACGUUAGGGUUACAUGGACUUCAUACUCCCCCUUUUUCCACAACUAGGGACAAUUCAGGAAGAUUUUGUUUGCCUUUCUAUUAAAUCCACUUUUUAUUUUGGGUGUAUGUAUGUAAAUGAUUGAGACCCUCCAUUGAGA
Messenger RNA from Rhopilema esculentum, 1317 nucleotides. RefSeq lists its product as uncharacterized. The record is from RefSeq and is a predicted model, not a curated record. Lineage: Eukaryota; Metazoa; Cnidaria; Scyphozoa; Rhizostomeae; Rhizostomatidae.